Messenger RNA from Funneliformis geosporum, 435 nucleotides. Lineage: Eukaryota; Fungi; Glomeromycota; Glomeromycetes; Glomerales; Glomeraceae. The record is from the annotation of a GenBank genome assembly.
AUGAGAUAUCUAACUGGAAUAGCCGACCUUUUGGCUGAUAAUAAUGAAUUUGAAGCAAGUGGCACUAGCACUAGUAAGACUAAUCGCUUUCAAGUUAGCGAGGAAUCUUUUGAAUACAAAAGCAAAAAAUAUCGUUUAAUUGACAAUAUUGGUUUUGGCGAUACUGGUAAUAUUGCUGAAGAAGAAAUUUUUCUAGAAAUCGGAGAAGGAAUUCAUUCUGCCGAAAAAGGAAUUAAUCAAAUUCUUUUUGUAUUUAAAGGACGAUUUGGUUCCGAACAAGUGGAGACUUUCAAAAAGUUUAAAACUUUCAUUUCCGAAAGUGGAAUCACUAAAUAUACCACGCUAGUUCGCACUCGAUUUGAGGAGUUUAGAAAUCCCCAAAAAUGCGAAGAAGACCGACAAUCUUUGCUUAGUGAAGAGAAUAAGGAUCUUUGA